GAUUUUUUGCAUGCUUUUCUAAAUUUUUCUCAACCCGUUUUAAAAUUUGCUUACAAAUGAAAACUAAUGUAUGUGUAAGUCUCUUUAUGGAUUAUCACAUAAUUAUGUUGCUAGAUGCAAUCAAGGAGCUGCAAGUGUUGAGCCAACUGAGAAGGUGCAACAGGGAGCACAUGCACAAUGCCGGAAUUAAGUUACUCAUUUUCUUCUGCACGAAUGUGCGGUGCGGGGUGAUGCAGUUUCUGCGCUUGCUGGUGGAGGAUGAAGCCGGGUCAUUGUUGCAAACACAAGAAUAAAGCCCUCACAAGGACAAUCAAGAUGAUAUCCAGCUACAACUCCUAAGAGAGGCAUGCAGCUGUUUCAUUCCUGCUAGAGCUCUCCAAAUCCGAAAUGUUCUUGGACAGGAUAGGGGGAACCCCCGGCGGCAUCUUGAUCCUCAUCUCCAUGAAGUACAACAAGGAAGCCGAUCCUUUCUCCGCGGCCAAAGCAGAAGAAACUCUCAAGAACUUGGAGAAGUCGCCGAUAAACGUCAGAUGCAUGGCAGAGAAUGGCUUCGUGGAACCGCUUUUGAACCACCUCAUCGAUGCAGGUUCGGAAGAGGUGCAGAUGGAGACUUAUGUUGCAGAGAGAGCCUCCACCACCCUGAUUCAAAUGAUCAACGGCGGCAACACUAGCAUCAGAAGGGAAGCACUCAGAGCUCUGGUGCAGAUCUCAGCUCACCCUCCCAACUGCAAGAUUCUGAUGGCCGCAGGCAUCAUGCAGACUGUGGUCGAAGAGAUUCUUCCGUGCAGAAUUAAUAGCGAGCCGCUGGAUUCUCCCAAGGAGGCCGCCACGAUCCUCGCCAACAUACUCGAAUCUGACGAAGAAGGUUCGUCGGAGAUGAAAGUGAGCGAGACCGGGCACACCAUCGUCUCGCAUUACUUCAUAUACAGCAUCGCCCAAUUGAUCAAGAGCUCCAUACCAGAAGAAGCGAGUGCGAACCUUGUAAGGAUCUUGCUUUCCCUGGCCAAGCUGCCAUACGGAUGGCCACUGUAGUUUCGGUGGUCAUGGAGAUCGGCGUGAUGCAAACCUUCGUUGAAUUCCUCAACUCUGAGCUGGAGGCGCUUGCCGUGGUCGCUGCAAAGCUGCUCAUCGCACUGUUUGCAAGAUGAUCGGCCAACCGGAGGGCCUGAUCGUGGGCUACUGUCCUGGUCUCUGUUUUCCACAGAGGGGACAGCAACGGCAACGACAAGAAAAUGGCCGAGAAUUACAUACAAGAGGAUCUGUGCUCUAUAAGUAGACGGGAUCCAAAAUUGUGGACUAGAGGAUUCGUGUUUUUAGGUAGACGAGAUUUUUUGUCCAUAAAUUAUAUAUUAGAGGAUGGUCCACUCAUCUAUUUAAGUGAUGGAAUCCAUUAAAAUAAAUUAAUCUAUAAAAUAGAUUAUCCUUUAUUUUAUAAAUUACGGAUAAGAGGAUUCGAGCUCCAAUUUAGGCAUGUAAUUACUGGUUUAAACUCUUAGAUUACGAAGCAAUUCAUCCUAGGACGAACUUCGAGUUAUCUAACUUUUUAAUUUUUU
Molecule: messenger RNA, 1553 nt
Organism: Zingiber officinale
Lineage: Eukaryota; Viridiplantae; Streptophyta; Magnoliopsida; Zingiberales; Zingiberaceae
Product: putative U-box domain-containing protein 42
Exons: 3
Coding region: 388-1032 (214 amino acids)
Source: RefSeq, a predicted model, not a curated record